Molecule: messenger RNA, 1962 nt
Organism: Phyllotreta striolata
Lineage: Eukaryota; Metazoa; Arthropoda; Insecta; Coleoptera; Chrysomelidae
Source: the annotation of a GenBank genome assembly
AUGGGUAGCCUGCCGAAUUUGCACGAGCUGGGAAAACCUGAAGGCGAAGAACAAGGAUUCAAACCAGGUCCUGCUCUUGGCCAUUUAUGCAGCGGUUGUAACGGAACCUUAACAGAAGCGGAAAAAUCGAAAAUACUCCACAGAUUCUCCGGUCACAACCGAAUCACCAAGGCCAGAAGCAAUCCGCAGGAAUCUAAUAAAAUCGUUUACGAUGAAUAUACAGGAGAGCAGGCGACUUAUUCCCCGAUGUGCACUCGAUCCCGAUACAAUCUGCACUUACAAGGAAGCGCUCGAAGGAGGGAUUCCAUUAACAGCUCCAUCGGUGCCACCUCCGUACGGAGACUGCUAGCAGUCGUAAGAGGCGGAACAAACAGCAGAAACGCAGGAAGAAACCAUAACAGUACGGUUUACACCAAGAAAAUCCUCCUGGCGAAUCUGGUGGUGGUAUGCUUCAGCCACAUAUUUUCCUCACUGGCCUUCCUACCGUUCAUGGCUCUUCAGGGUUCGGUUUCCGUUUGGUACCAACCGGAUGACGAGAACGUAACAACCAUCACCAAAGGCUCCUUGUUUUUGACCAGCAGCUUCGUCAUCGCUGCAAUUGUUACUCUGGUAGCGCCUUGUGUUCUCAAGCGGAUAAGCGCAAGCACAAUUAUAGUAGUUUGUAAUGGCGCAAUGAUAGUGUUCUACUUGUCCCAUCUGUAUCAGUUUCUCUACGUGACAAUCCCCGCCUAUCUGCUCUUAGGACUCAUACAGGGUAUGUUAACCAACGGUCAUAUAUCAUUCCUGCUGGUGCUGUCUCAACGGAUUACAGCGCUGUUUCACGAAGACGAGGAAGAAGGUCGAUUGGCCAGACGGACCGUCGUAAUUAGGAGAGUUGCCAGAGCUUUCCAGGGGUCUUACGAUUUCGGGUUAAUUUUAGGCUCCAUAUUAUCGGCGAUGCUUAUUACAUAUACAGUUAACCUUAAGACUAACGGAGGAAUAAUGUCUGUUGAUAAUUCUACAUUUUUAUUCAAUGACUGUCUGGUCAACUCCAGUUACCCUCUCACGCACUGCCAGAACGCGUCAGGUCCUUCGGUAAGCUUGUACGAUUACAGCGCCUUCCUGGAUGAUGUAUUCGAUCGAAACGAGGAGGGCCGCCUGUGCGGCGCCCAAGCCUGCCCGGUGGCGGCGUCUUCGACCAAUUCCACGCUCGUGACGGAAUCAGGGUUCCGGAUAUUGCCGAAGAAGGCGGCGGACAUUUUGAUCGGCGUGUACGGGGCGAUGUGCGGCGUUGCUCUCGUCAUCUCGUUGCUCGGUUUGGACAGGAUAAAGACGCCCGUGUACCAGGACCCGUUGGAGAGGGGAGAGGCGAUGGCGGCCAUUACGGCGGUGAAAGAAAGCUUCAGAGAUACGAGACUGCAAAUGGCUGCUCCAUUGGCUGUUUUCAUCGGAAUUGAACAAGCGUUUAUGUACGCCGGUUUCAGCAAAUCUUAUGUCGUCUGCACGUUGGGAAUACACAGACUGAAUUUGGUAUUUUUGGCUAUGGGCGUUCUACAAUCUAUAGCCGCUUGUACGCUUAGUAUGUUCCUUCGGACAAUCAGAAGAUAUUACGUUGUCGGUGUUGGUUUCACUUUUCAUGGUUGCCUACUUAUGGUUCUGAUCCUUUGGAACCCAACCGAAGAUGAUCCGGCGUUGUUUUACGUCAUUUCAGCCUCGUGGGGCGUCUGCAACGCCAUCUGGGAAAUGCUGAGCUUUACUUUCCUGACUGGUCAAUACACGAACAACGGAGAAGCGGCGUUCGCAAACUUUGCGUUCUUCAAGUUCUUGGGGCUGGCGUUGUUCUUCGCGUUGCACGGGCUCCUCUGCAACGUGUGGAAGUUGUACGCGAUGAGCUUCGUGCUGGUGGUGGCCGUCGUGUCGUUCGCCUGGCUGGAAGUACGCCUCGAAAACGUGAGAAAAGUGAAGAACAUCACCAGGUUAUGA